Molecule: messenger RNA, 1695 nt
Organism: Lipotes vexillifer (Yangtze River dolphin)
Lineage: Eukaryota; Metazoa; Chordata; Mammalia; Artiodactyla; Lipotidae
Gene: PAQR5
Product: progestin and adipoQ receptor family member 5
Exons: 11
Coding region: 1-1695 (564 amino acids)
Cellular component (GO): membrane
Molecular function (GO): signaling receptor activity
Source: RefSeq, a predicted model, not a curated record
AUGACGCAGACGUGGCCUUGGCUUGCUAGUCACUCCAGAGUCAGGCAGCUGAGGGAGUUGCACUACCUGGGGGUCUCCACCCCGGCUGCACAACAGAAUCACCUGGGGAGCUUUACAGAAGACCUCGGCCCACCGCCAGAGAUUCCCACUGAACAAAAACGGCACACUUGGGACUCCCCUGAAAAGGAGGUGAAUGCUUCCAGCCCUGAUGAGAUGAUGCCCGGGAAAGGGCCUUGUCAGCAGGGCAGCUCCGACAGUGUACGGGAGGUGCCGUGCCAGAUCCGCCAUUGCUGGAUGAAUCCUGGCACCUUUCCCAGCCUCAGUUUUCUCAAAGUGGAGCUCCGGAUGCCCGAGACACUCAGAACCCAGGUAACCGAGGGCGGGACACCCCCGCGGCACGCGUCCUCCGGCCUCCCUGUCCAAGCGCACCCCGCCUCGGCGGCCGCCCCCCAGGCUCCCCGGAGCCCGCCGGCCGCUCCCCGGGCGGUCCUUGGAAAGUUUGCGCCCGGAGUGCCGUGCACUGGACGGCGGCGAAAUGCAGCCACUUUUGCCCUCGCGCCCUCCGCCCGGGAGCCGAUGCGGUGGGGUGGCCGCUGCCGGUGCAUGGGGUCUCCGCUGAGAUCGGUCACAGCCCAGCGGGGCAUCCUCGGCUCCCCCAGCACUCCUCGAGAUGAGCACUGGGGAGAGAGGCUCGGCUUCAAGAUGCUGAGCCUGAAGCUCCCCAGGCUGUUCAGCAUAGAACAGGUGCCCCAGGUGUUCCAUGAGCAGGGCAUCCUCUUCGGCUACCGACAUCCACAGAGUUCUGCCACGGCCUGUCUCCUCAGCCUUUUCCAAAUGACCAAUGAGACCCUCAACAUCUGGACGCACUUGCUGCCCUUCUGGUUCUUCAUGUGGAGGUUCGUGAGCACCCUGCGUGUGACGGACGUCCUGAAUGACAGCUACUCCUGGCCUCUGCUCGUGUACAUGGGCGCCAGCUGUGUGUACCCCCUCGCGUCCAGCUGUGCACACACCUUCAGCUCCAUGUCCAGGAACGCCCGGCAUAUCUGCUAUUUCCUGGACUACGGCGCCGUCAACCUCUUCAGCCUGGGCUCGGCCAUUGCCUACUCUGCCUAUGUGUUCCCGGACGCGCUGGUGAACACCGUCUUCCACGACUACUACGUGGCCCUGGCUGUGCUGAACACCAUCAUUAGCACCGGCCUCUCCUGCUAUUCCAGGUUUCUUGAGGUCCAGAAGCCCAGGCUCUGUAAGAUGCUUCGUGUCCUGGCCUUCGCUUAUCCCUACACCUGGGACUCCCUUCCCAUCUUCUCUAGGCUAUUCCUAUUCCCCGGGGAGAGUGCACAGAACGAAGCCACCUUGUACCACCAGAAGCACAUGGCCGUGACCCUCCUGGCCUCUUUCCUCUACUCCGCGCAUCUGCCGGAGCGCCUGGCUCCUGGACGCUUCGACUACAUUGGUCAUAGUCACCAGCUGUUUCAUGUGUGUGUGAUCCUAGCCACACACAUGCAGAUGGAAGCCAUCCUUCUGGACAAGACUCUAAGGAAGGAAUGGCUCCUGGCCCACUCCAGGCCCCUGUUGUUCUCUCAGAUAGCCGGAGCCAUACUUCUGUGCCUCAUCUUCAGCCUCAGCAACAUAAUUUAUUUCUCAGCUGCUCUGUAUCGGAUUCCUGAGCCAGAAUUACACAAAAAAGAAACAUAA